GUUGGGCUUAACACUUUAUAAAGCUUCCCUGUCCGCGGCGAGCCACUGUUAAAAGAUCACUGUUGCUGAAACUUCACAUCCUGCGCCUCACGCACUGGAAACAGACGAGCGAGCUCGACGUUACUGUCCAUCAUGAGCGAGAGACAAGGAUCUGGGGCAGCUGCUGGCAACAACAAGACGUCUGGAGGACAAGAUGCGUCCAAGAAGGACGUCCCGGAGGACUUUGACAUUGACAUGGAUGCCCCAGAGACCGAGAGGGCGGCCGUCGCCAUCCAGUCUCAGUUCAGGAAGUUCCAAAAGAAGAAGCAUGACGAUAAAUCCUAGUGAGCGCCACGUUGUUGUUCUGCCAUCGUGUGCAGAGGCGGCGGUGGCAGCGACGGCGCAGUGGCGAUGGUGUGGCACUUGCAUGUAAACAAAUCCAUACCUGUCCCGAACUUCAGGGGUUGUGGUCAUGGCAGUGGGU
This is a messenger RNA of Myripristis murdjan (pinecone soldierfish), 463 nucleotides long. RefSeq names its product Purkinje cell protein 4b (gene pcp4b). Gene Ontology annotation, molecular function: calmodulin binding; calcium ion binding. Bases 133 to 324 code for a protein of 63 amino acids. The transcript is spliced from 3 exons. Gene Ontology annotation, cellular component: cytoplasm. Lineage: Eukaryota; Metazoa; Chordata; Actinopteri; Holocentriformes; Holocentridae. The record is from RefSeq and is a predicted model, not a curated record.